AUGGACUCUAUCGUAUAUAAUAAAAGCAGGCAAAAAUCAGAAAACAGCAGUCCGGAGCCAACGGUGCAGUCUCUGCAGGGAGGUAGCAUUGAGGUCGGUGACUUUCUGAAUAUAACUCUUAUUCGUGACCAACUACAAUUACUUAUUUCCAAGAAAGCGCUCCUAGUGGAUGCUUUGGAGCAAACGUUAAAGGAAAAUGAAAAAAUGAACGCGUCCGCAACCUUUUAUUUAGCCUUCUUGUACGCGACUUAUGCAGGCCUAACGUUUUUGGUCUCAUUGCUACUUAUACAACUGGGCCCAAGAUUGUGCAGCGCAACUCACACUCGAGAAAUCUAUUUCCUUCUUCUCGUUGCUGGUUUUACCACCUAUUUCUUCCUGCGCAUGCAACACGCAUCUAGAAACAAACAAAUCCAAGUACCAGCCGUGCGCAGACUGGAGAUGUCCAAUCAUUUGGGUUCUAUUAUCCAGCUAAGCCAUAAGUUAAACUUGGCUCUGCAUGAACUGCUGGCAGUACCUGCAAUUCUGUCGUACGUAGAAAACUGCAAAGUGGGCUUAGAUUGUAACAGUGACGCCACUGUCUGGAUAGAAAAAUGCUUGGUUUAUGCCACCAGAGCCCCAGAAUCGGCCAAGUACCUAGACGAAGAUACCUGGAUCGUAAAACCGCUCCUUUUACAACAGGUUAUCAGUCUACAGGAUGACCUACGCGAACAGCUCUCCUGGCUGCUUACACUGGAGCGAGUUAUCGGAGCUCUUCCCAGUGCUCAGGCCUAUGCACAGACCCCAAUGGCAUGUCUGGACCACAUUAUAUGUAACACAUAG
Molecule: messenger RNA, 819 nt
Organism: Protopolystoma xenopodis
Lineage: Eukaryota; Metazoa; Platyhelminthes; Monogenea; Polystomatidea; Polystomatidae
Source: the annotation of a GenBank genome assembly